Harmonia axyridis is the source of this 1692-nucleotide messenger RNA. RefSeq lists its product as uncharacterized. The transcript has a single exon. The record is from RefSeq and is a predicted model, not a curated record. Bases 1 to 1692 code for a protein of 563 amino acids. Lineage: Eukaryota; Metazoa; Arthropoda; Insecta; Coleoptera; Coccinellidae.
AUGGCAACCUGGCGCACCACCCUGUCAGUAAAAGGAACAAAGUCAUAUCGAACGAAGGAGAUAAGUAUAAAACGAGGCAUCUUCCAGGGAGACAACUGGAGCACGGAGUGGUUCUGUCUUGCACUAAACCCACUAAGUAACAUACUGAAUCGAAGCAAUUAUGGUUACAGAAUAGACGAUUAUGCUAAGCUCACUCACUUGUUUUAUGUGGACGAUUUAAAGCUUUAUGCCAGAGGAACUACACAACUGCAAGGUGAACUUGAACUGGUAAGAAAUUUCAGCGCAGAUAUAAAAAUGAAAUUUGGCCUCGAAAAAUGCUCGGUUGUGCACGUGAAGAGAGGAAAAAUGGCGGAGGAGGAUGACAUGGGGCUGAUUGACGGUACAAGCAUACGUAGUCUGGGUCUGGAGAACACCUACAAAUACUUGGGAAUUCAACAGUCAUUUGAGAUUAGACAGAAACGCAGUAUGGAGAUAGCUGAAGAAGAAUUCAAGAACCGAAUCAACAGAGUUCUCAAGACUGAGCUCAAUGCUAAAAAUAAAAUUACUGCCAUCAACAUGUGGGCAAUACCGGUUUUAACAUACACUUCCGGAAUACUUACCUGGUCGGCGACGGAACUGCGGCGAUUGGAUCAAUGGGUCCGAGUCAGUUUCACGAAGCAUGGCAUAUUGCAUCCCAAUUCAGCAAUUGAGCGUCUAUACCUUCCACGAACGGAGGGAGGUCGCGGGUUAUCCAGCAUGGAGUCUGCAACUGAAAAAGAAAUUAAAUCCCUGAAAAACUACUUCCUCUCGAGCAACUUACCGCUUCACAAAAGAGUGGUGGUAUGGGACACAAAAUAUACCGCCCUCAAUUUAGCUAGCCCGGCAGAACCUGAAACAGAUGAUAAUCAACUCGAAAAUAUGAGAGAAAGAUGGCGUAGCAAAGUACUUCACGGGAGAUUUCACGCUAGCAUUAAUCAGCCAGAAGUAGAUAAAACACGAUCUCAUACUUACCUCGUUGCUGGUUACCUAUACGCAAGCACUGAAGCAGCACUACAUGCCAUUCAAGAUCAAGUAGUUCCAACUAGGAACUACUCAAAAUAUAUCAUGAAACAACAAGUCGAAAACACGAAAUGUAGGAUCUGCAACCAAGUGGAGGAAACCGUACAGCACCUGUCGGGGGGUUGUACACCACUUGCAUCCACCAAAUACUUGGGAAGGCACAACGAUAUGGGCAAAGUGGUCCAUCAGAUGCUCGGAUUACGAUGGGGAAUAUUUGGAAACUUCACACCACACUAUCAAUACACACCGGCAGCACUAGCAGAAAAUGAACAGGCUAAAAUCUUCUGGGAUUUUCCCUUUGUGGCAGAUAGGCCUCUGGAGCACAACCGUCCAGAUCUUGUACUGUGGAUGAAAAGGGAGAGGAUGGCUGUUAUAGUAGACUUCUCGGUGCCACUUGAUCACAACUUGGCACAAGCUUAUGACAGCAAAAUCGUCAAAUACUCAGAAUUAGCAAGAGAACUCAAAACAUUGUUGAAACUUGAGAGACAGGUGAGAAUAUUUCCUCUAGUCAUCAGCAGUAAUGGACUCGUGCACGUUAACACCACGAAACACCUGGCCGAGCUCCAACUUCCAGACAACACUUUACAAUGGAUGCAGAAGGCUGUGGUGUUGGGAACGGUGGCCAUUAUUCGGCAAGUACUCUUUCCGCAGUGA